Messenger RNA from Drosophila melanogaster (fruit fly), 2345 nucleotides. It is a transcript of the gene Hr78, whose product is annotated as Hormone-receptor-like in 78. The coding region runs from base 253 to 2058 and encodes 601 amino acids. The transcript is spliced from 5 exons. The record is from RefSeq and is marked reviewed. Gene Ontology annotation, molecular function: DNA binding; DNA-binding transcription factor activity; sequence-specific DNA binding. Gene Ontology annotation, biological process: DNA-templated transcription; regulation of DNA-templated transcription; intracellular receptor signaling pathway. Gene Ontology annotation, cellular component: nucleus. Lineage: Eukaryota; Metazoa; Arthropoda; Insecta; Diptera; Drosophilidae.
ACUGCGGUCACACUGCUCGCAAGUGAAUUGGAACAAGGAGAUUUUAUUGCGUUAGAAAAGGUUCAAAAUAGGCACAAAGUGCCUGAAAAUAUCGUAACUGACCGGAAGUAACAUAACUUUAACCAAGUGCCUCGAAAAAUAGAUGUUUUUAAAAGCUCAAGAAUGGUGAUAACAGACGUCCAAUAAGAAUUUUCAAAGAGCCAAUUAUUUAUACAGCCGACGACUAUUUUUUAGCCGCCUGCUGUGGCGACAAUGGACGGCGUUAAGGUUGAGACGUUCAUCAAAAGCGAAGAAAACCGAGCGAUGCCCUUGAUCGGAGGAGGCAGUGCCUCAGGCGGCACUCCUCUGCCAGGAGGCGGCGUGGGAAUGGGAGCCGGAGCAUCCGCAACGUUGAGCGUGGAGCUGUGUUUGGUGUGCGGGGACCGCGCCUCCGGGCGGCACUACGGAGCCAUAAGCUGCGAAGGCUGCAAGGGAUUCUUCAAGCGCUCGAUCCGGAAGCAGCUGGGCUACCAGUGUCGCGGGGCUAUGAACUGCGAGGUCACCAAGCACCACAGGAAUCGGUGCCAGUUCUGUCGACUACAGAAGUGCCUGGCCAGCGGCAUGCGAAGUGAUUCUGUGCAGCACGAGAGGAAACCGAUUGUGGACAGGAAGGAGGGGAUCAUCGCUGCUGCCGGUAGCUCAUCCACUUCUGGCGGCGGUAAUGGCUCGUCCACCUACCUAUCCGGCAAGUCCGGCUAUCAGCAGGGGCGUGGCAAGGGGCACAGUGUAAAGGCCGAAUCCGCGGCCACGCCUCCAGUGCACAGCGCGCCAGCAACGGCCUUCAAUUUGAAUGAGAAUAUAUUCCCGAUGGGUUUGAAUUUCGCAGAACUAACGCAGACAUUGAUGUUCGCUACCCAACAGCAGCAGCAACAACAGCAACAGCAUCAACAGAGUGGUAGCUAUUCGCCAGAUAUUCCGAAGGCAGAUCCCGAGGAUGACGAGGACGACUCAAUGGACAACAGCAGCACGCUGUGCUUGCAGUUGCUCGCCAACAGCGCCAGCAACAACAACUCGCAGCACCUGAACUUUAAUGCUGGGGAAGUACCCACCGCUCUGCCUACCACCUCGACAAUGGGGCUUAUUCAGAGUUCGCUGGACAUGCGGGUCAUCCACAAGGGACUGCAGAUCCUGCAGCCCAUCCAAAACCAACUGGAGCGAAAUGGUAAUCUGAGUGUGAAGCCCGAGUGCGAUUCAGAGGCGGAGGACAGUGGCACCGAGGAUGCCGUAGACGCGGAGCUGGAGCACAUGGAACUAGACUUUGAGUGCGGUGGGAACCGAAGCGGUGGAAGCGAUUUUGCUAUCAAUGAGGCGGUCUUUGAACAGGAUCUUCUCACCGAUGUGCAGUGUGCCUUUCAUGUGCAACCGCCGACUUUGGUCCACUCGUAUUUAAAUAUUCAUUAUGUGUGUGAGACGGGCUCGCGAAUCAUUUUUCUCACCAUCCAUACCCUUCGAAAGGUUCCAGUUUUCGAACAAUUGGAAGCCCAUACACAGGUGAAACUCCUGAGAGGAGUGUGGCCAGCAUUAAUGGCUAUAGCUUUGGCGCAGUGUCAGGGUCAGCUUUCGGUGCCCACCAUUAUCGGGCAGUUUAUUCAAAGCACUCGCCAGCUAGCGGAUAUCGAUAAGAUCGAACCGUUGAAGAUCUCGAAGAUGGCAAAUCUCACCAGGACCCUGCACGACUUUGUCCAGGAGCUCCAGUCACUGGAUGUUACUGAUAUGGAGUUUGGCUUGCUGCGUCUGAUCUUGCUCUUCAAUCCAACGCUCUUGCAGCAGCGCAAGGAGCGGUCGUUGCGAGGCUACGUCCGCAGAGUCCAACUCUACGCUCUGUCAAGUUUGAGAAGGCAGGGUGGCAUCGGCGGCGGCGAGGAGCGCUUUAAUGUUCUGGUGGCUCGCCUUCUUCCGCUCAGCAGCCUGGACGCAGAGGCCAUGGAGGAGCUGUUCUUCGCCAACUUGGUGGGGCAGAUGCAGAUGGAUGCUCUUAUUCCGUUCAUACUGAUGACCAGCAACACCAGUGGACUGUAGGCGGAAUUGAGAAGAACAGGGCGCAAGCAGAUUCGCUAGACUGCCCAAAAGCAAGACUGAAGAUGGACCAAGUGCGGGCAAUACAUGUAGCAACUAGGCAAAUCCCAUUAAUUAUAUAUUUAAUAUAUACAAUAUAUAGUUUAGGAUACAAUAUUCUAACAUAAAACCAUGGGUUUAUUGUUGUUCACAGAUAAAAUGGAAUCGAUUUCCCAAUAAAAGCGAAUAUGUUUUUAAACAGAAUGUUUGCAUCAGAACUUUGAGAUGUAUACAUUAGAUUAUUACAACAC